AAACUAGUCAACAGCUUAACACAAGUUUAUUAAUAAGGAUCAGAAACCCGUUACCCUUUUUUACCUGUUUUUCUUUGCAGGGGCUCAGGGAAGCUGGUGUGUUUUUCUGGUGAUUGUGUGAGAGGCGGGUGCACAGGCUGAGCGGACAGGAAGUGACUCAGAGCGCCCAUGGCGAGUAACAACACAGCCAGCAUCGCUCAGGCCAGGAAGCUGGUGGAGCAGCUGAAGAUGGAGGCCAACAUUGACAGGAUAAAGGUGUCUAAAGCAGCAGCAGACUUGAUGUCUUACUGCGAAGCUCAUGCCAAAGAGGACCCUCUGCUGUCACCGGUGCCGGCCUCAGAGAACCCGUUCAGGGAGAAGAAGUUUUUCUGUUCCAUCCUGUAAACUCAGCAGUCUGCCACAUGUGGGACGCUGAACGUGGACGUUCAAAAUAUGUAGGAAACUUCCAGUAGGAGGGCAUGGCAAUUUCUUUUGCCCAGAUAUUGUUUGGCACUUGAAGUGUGAUGUGUAACUAAUAAAUGGGUUGGAGUUUGUUGAAAGGUUGUUUAUAAGAGGGAUGAUUUUCACCCAGAGAUGUAACAGGWGAUGGGACAACCAGUCAACCACAAGACGUCAGGUUGUGAUGUGUACAAACUCAAAAUACAAAGAAUAAAACUCUUUGUUGUUCCUUUGAUAAUCAGAUGUUGUGUAAAAUGGUUGGAGGUGAAUUAAGCACCAGUCAAACACCUGAUUGUGGGAUUUAGUUGGUUUAUUUCCCCACUUUUGGCUAUUUUGUCUGUUUUUUUUAACAAACAUGUUAAUGAAAACUUUUUAAUGGGGACAUUAUUGCCUUUACACAUUUCUGAAUAUCUGUUUGGGUGUAUCAUCUCCUUCCUCUUUCUGUUGUUUGUACAAAGCAAGUAAACUGUGCUGUACUGUGAGUUCUACGUGUUUGUGUUUGGAUCAUUAAUUACUGCAUGAAUUACUUUCCUUUGUUCUGCAGAAUAUUAAAACAUUGGGCCUCAUGC
Austrofundulus limnaeus is the source of this 1007-nucleotide messenger RNA. RefSeq names its product guanine nucleotide-binding protein G(I)/G(S)/G(O) subunit gamma-2. The record is from RefSeq and is a predicted model, not a curated record. Gene Ontology annotation, biological process: G protein-coupled receptor signaling pathway. Lineage: Eukaryota; Metazoa; Chordata; Actinopteri; Cyprinodontiformes; Rivulidae. Gene Ontology annotation, cellular component: heterotrimeric G-protein complex. Gene Ontology annotation, molecular function: G-protein beta-subunit binding.